Artibeus jamaicensis (Jamaican fruit-eating bat) is the source of this 948-nucleotide messenger RNA. RefSeq names its product olfactory receptor 52P1-like. Gene Ontology annotation, biological process: G protein-coupled receptor signaling pathway. The transcript has a single exon. Bases 1 to 948 code for a protein of 315 amino acids. NCBI's taxonomy places the organism in Eukaryota, Metazoa, Chordata, Mammalia, Chiroptera, Phyllostomidae. Gene Ontology annotation, cellular component: membrane. The record is from RefSeq and is a predicted model, not a curated record. Gene Ontology annotation, molecular function: olfactory receptor activity; G protein-coupled receptor activity.
AUGCAAUUCACAAACCACAGCCAUCAGAACCCAAACUCUUUCCUGCUAAUGGGAAUUCCUGGCCUGGAGGAAUCCCACUUUUGGAUUGCAUUUCCCUUCUGUUCCAUGUAUACCCUGGCAGUGCUUGGCAACAUGGUGGUGCUAUUGGUGGUGCAUUCAGAGCCUGCACUGCACCAGCCCAUGUAUCUGUUCCUAUGCAUGCUGUCCAUCAUUGACUUGGUGCUCUGUACUUCUACGGUGCCCAAGCUCCUCGCACUCUUUUGGGCAGAUGCUGCUGAGAUCGCCUUUGAAGCCUGUGCUACUCAGAUGUUUUUUAUCCAUGGUUUCUCAGCUGUAGAAUCUGGUAUACUGCUAGCAAUGGCCUUUGACCGCUACUUGGCCAUCUGCUGGCCCCUGCGUUAUGGGUCAUUGCUGUCUCUAGAGGCUGUGGGCAAGCUGGGGGCUGCUGCUGUGUUUCGUGGGUUGGGGCUCAUGACCCCACUCACCUGCCUACUGGCAAGGCUGAGCUACUGUAGUCGAAUGGUUGCCCACUCCUACUGUGAGCACAUGGCUGUGGUGAAGCUGGCUUGUGGGGGCACACGGCCGAACAACAUCUAUGGCAUCACUGCUGCCACACUGGUGGUAGGCACUGACUCCAUCUGCAUUGCUAUCUCCUAUGCACUCAUCUUCCGGGCUGUGUUAAGCCUCUCCUCUAAGGAAGCAAGGGCUAAGACCUUUGGUACUUGUGGCUCUCACCUGGGUGUCAUCCUCCUCUUCUAUACACCGGGACUCUUCUCAUUCUACACACAGCGCUUUGGCCAGAAUGUGCCCCGGCACAUCCACAUCCUCCUGGCUGAUCUCUACCUUGUUGUACCACCCAUGCUCAACCCCAUCAUCUAUGGCAUGAAGACCAAGCAGAUCCGGGAUGGGGCCUUCCGACUGCUGAAGAGGGGCCCUUCUCAGUCAUAA